CACAGAGGAGCUGGCUGGGGACACUGACCAGAGCCGGAGCUGUAGUCGCCUGGCAGAGAGUGGCCCAGCCUGGCAUUAGAAACUGAGGCAGGGGUGUGGCCUUGAAGACUGACAGUCAGGGCUAGGCCUACCUGAACCAGGGUGCUGUCCUCCAGCUGGGUUCACUAUGGUUGCUGCUGUCGGGGUGGGAGUCUGACCUGAGGACUUAGGGCUGAUGCUGGGGUCCUCAGUCCUGCUGUCUGACUAUCUCCGUGAACCCACCAAGCCUAUUGCCUACGAGAGCAUGAGUGAGAAGGAAAUGGAGGAGGAUGAGGGAGGCAGCACUUCAGACACGGCCCCCAUGCUGCCGGAAAGGUUUCCUGACGGCCCGACCUCAGCCCUGAUGUCUCCAGGGUGGGUAGGCCUGACGGUCCGAGGCCUUGGGACCCUGCUGCUGCCUGGCCAGGCCCUGGUUGGACUCCUGCUGCACCUGCUGCUGCCUGCGACCGUGUUCCUCCUGGCCCUGCUGCCAGCAGCUGCCAUUGUGUACGUGGGAUUCCUGUGCCACUCGAGGGUGCACCCGGCGCCGCGUCCCGCGUGCCGCGCGCUGCUCUCGGACAGAGGCUCCGCGGCGCUCAUCGUUCUCGGCUUCCUCUCGCUGCCUCCGCUGCUCGUGCUUGCCUCGGCCGCUCGCAGCCGCCUGGCCCGGCGCCUCCGCCUGCUGCUACCGCCCCCAACUUGGACCCCUGCACCCCGCCGCCACCCAGGGUCCAGCGACCGUGGGCAGGCGGGACGCCACCCCGACGGGGAGGAGCAGUUCUGUGCCUGGGUGUGAUCUCCCCCUACUAAGAGGCCUCUCCAAAGGACACGACCUCCAGAUCCCGGGAGUCGCCCCAACUCCUCCCCGCGUGACCCUCGUAAGGGGUCCCCCGGCCGGCGAGCUCGGGGUCUACGUCCCGCUUCAGUCCUCGGAAAUCGCGGGUGCACCUCGGGGCUUCGUGCGCAGUGCUUCAAGUGGCCGCGAGAUGGCACCUGACUCCCCCGAUCCCUGGCCCGCCCGUCCCCAAGUUGUCCCCAUCCCCGCAGUCCUCUCAGACUCAGAGAGGCUGGGAUGCCCUCAGGGAGGAGGGAGAUCCCUCCCAGAGAAGGGGCGCUUGACCAGGUUCAGAGAAAGGUGGCCAUUUGUCACUGUGGCUGCCCUGGGCUCCUGCUCCCUCCCAAAGGGCAGCCCUUAGGGCCCCAUGUCUGGUCUGUGGUCAGCCGUCCUCCAGAGGGUUCUAGAAAUGGUGAGACGUGCCUGGGAGACUUACACAAUGGCCUGAGGAGGAGGUUCCAGAAGCUUAGCAAUGGCCAGCAACCCCAGGGCCUGCAGGGCUCAGCCUGAGACGGCGUGAGGGUUAGCAUUUAGAAGGGUGGCAGAGUUAAGAACGGGGUCUGUUCUCACUGUGUAAUAUUAAGGUCUUUGUCUUUUACAAUCUUUGGCAUUUAGCAUGUUUCUAGUGGUGGAUAUGUUCUUACUUGUCCAUUUGGUAUACCCUGUGUUUCCUGUUCCUACAGAUUUGUAUCUUUCAUCAGUUCUGAAGAAUUCUCAAACUCUUUCUAGGCCUCCAAGUCUGCCUCCUGGUUAAUGGUACCUAGUCUUUCUGGGGACAUCUACGGAAUGAAGGCUUCCCCUUUUCCCUUCUCCUUCCAUGUCAAUUCGCCUCUGCUUUGUAUUUCCACCUCCCUGUCUGUCUCUGUGUUCUGGGCAAUUUCUUCAUCUUCUUCUGGCUCACUAAUUCACUGGUUGUGUACUGUCUGCCAGUCAACUCAUCCAUUCAAUUUUAAGUUAUAUUAUUAUA
Suricata suricatta (meerkat) is the source of this 1820-nucleotide messenger RNA. It is a transcript of the gene TMEM278, whose product is annotated as transmembrane protein 88B. Gene Ontology annotation, molecular function: PDZ domain binding. The transcript has 2 exons. Gene Ontology annotation, cellular component: plasma membrane. NCBI's taxonomy places the organism in Eukaryota, Metazoa, Chordata, Mammalia, Carnivora, Herpestidae. Gene Ontology annotation, biological process: negative regulation of canonical Wnt signaling pathway. The coding region runs from base 215 to 814 and encodes 199 amino acids. The record is from RefSeq and is a predicted model, not a curated record.